Molecule: messenger RNA, 877 nt
Organism: Xyrauchen texanus (razorback sucker)
Lineage: Eukaryota; Metazoa; Chordata; Actinopteri; Cypriniformes; Catostomidae
Product: modulator of macroautophagy TMEM150B-like
Exons: 6
Coding region: 1-702 (233 amino acids)
Source: RefSeq, a predicted model, not a curated record
AUGUGGGUGUGGGCAUUACUUCCUGUCACCCUGGCUGUGUUUGGGACUGUUGGCAUUUGGGUAGUCUAUGGCAUGGCUGUGUCCAAUAACACAGUUAAUAUAACUGAAGAAUUCCCAUAUAUCAGCACAUGUGGUUCUUACAACCCCCAAAGCUGCCUGUUUUCUCAGAUCUGCAACAUUUGCUGUGUUCUGGCUCUGUGGAUCGUCUCAAUAAGAUUUCAGCAGGUUCGGGAUUUGGGCUGUGCAUCUUAUACAAACACAGCCAGUUUGGUGCUUGGUUUCAUCUCUAGUAUUGGCAUUUCUGUUCUUGGAAACUUCCAGCAAUCAGUGGUGAAGUGGGCUCACUUGCUCGGUGCAUUCCUGGCCUUCUUCCUGGGUUUGGCUUAUUUUUGGGUCCAGGCGUGGCUUACGUACCACGCCCAACCUUCACAUGACCGGAAUUGGGUGGGACCAGUGCGCAUUAUCCUCUGCAGCCUGUGCACAGUCUCGGUCAUCUGCAUGGGAGUUUUCCAUAUCACAGGUUACCGUUCUGAAGCUGCUUUCUCCGAGUGGGCUCUGGUCAUGUGUUUCUUUGCACUUUUUGCGAUUUUUGCUGCUGAGUUUAGGCACAUUGACUUCCACAAGCUCGCUGUGCAAAAGGAAGGAAUGAAAACAGACAACAAUAACACCAAUAGUGUGUGGACUCUGCAGGAAAUUAACUGAAGAUGGGGCAAAUUACUUGACAGCCAGUUGUGGCUGUGGUAAUCAGAAUUUAGACAAACACACACACAGUGUAAUGAACGCACCUUAUUUAUGCUAGCGCCAUCUUUUAUUUUUAUAAGUCCUGCAUUCCGCUUCACUUAUCCCUCUCCUCGGCUGAUUAGCCAGACUGGGGGCC